This is a messenger RNA of Capsella rubella, 687 nucleotides long. RefSeq names its product metal tolerance protein A2-like. Gene Ontology annotation, molecular function: zinc ion transmembrane transporter activity. NCBI's taxonomy places the organism in Eukaryota, Viridiplantae, Streptophyta, Magnoliopsida, Brassicales, Brassicaceae. The transcript is spliced from 2 exons. Gene Ontology annotation, cellular component: vacuole; plasma membrane. Gene Ontology annotation, biological process: zinc ion transmembrane transport. Bases 1 to 687 code for a protein of 228 amino acids. The record is from RefSeq and is a predicted model, not a curated record.
AUGACACAAAGGAGUUAUCCAUUUAUAGCAAAUUUAUCAGUUCUGGAGAAGCACAACUACCACAACGGAUGUCCGGGUUCGGGUUGCGGGUUCUCGGACGCCAGGACAAUUUCAAGAGAUGCUGCAGAACGCAGUGUCUAUGAGGAAGCUGUUGGUGGCUGUUUUGGCCUAUUCAUCACCGUCGAAGUGGUUGGAGGGAUUAAGGCCAACAGUCUCCCAAUCCUCAGAGAUGUGGCUCAUCUUCUGUCCGAUGUUGCUGCUUUUGCCAUCUCCUUGUUCUCUCUCUGGUCUUCAGGUUUGGAGAAAACCCCAUGCCAGUCCUAUGGCUUCUUCAGGAGCGAGAUCCUUGGUGCCCUUGUUCCCAUCCAGAUGAUUUGGCUUCUUGCUGGAUUUCAUAACAGCAAUGGCGAAGUUCAGGGUUCUCUAAUGUUCCUUGUCUCUGUAGUUGGUCAACUAGUCAAUAUUGCUAUGGCUGAUGUGUUGGGACACGACCACGGUUGUCACCAGUCACGGUCAUUUCCAGGCACUGAUGAUACCAAUACAAGCGACUUAUCCAUUAUAGCAAAUUUAUCAGGCCUCAGUCUAAGCUUGAUGUUAAGUUGUCCAUCAAUCCUCCUAAAUGUGCUAAUUGUAAGUUCACUCGGCACAUUUAGGAGGAUUAAUGCACAAUUUCAACAUCAAGUUUAA